Molecule: messenger RNA, 2776 nt
Organism: Effrenium voratum
Lineage: Eukaryota; Dinophyceae; Suessiales; Symbiodiniaceae
Source: the annotation of a GenBank genome assembly
UGAGCUGAUCGCAGAGGGAACCGGCAUGUAUGCCUGCGAUGUGAAGAGCUGGCAGUUUACUCUCAGCAAGGAGAGCUCCAGGUUCAGCCGCCGGCUGUCGUUGGAAUCAGGUCCCCGACGCGAGGCGUUGCGCCCCCUGGCGCUGCCAGCACCGGUGACACCGUUGACGUCCACGCCCGGGAUGUUGACGUCACCCUUGAAGCGCGCUUUCUCGGGCGAGGCGGAGCCCUUAGGGCCCAGGCUUCUAGAGCCGCAGGCGCUAGAUGUUCCGUCAGCCCCUGCGGCUUUGAGCCCGAGCUCGGUGUCCCCGGCGGCCUCGCCCUGCCCCAGCCCGCGGCAUCCCAAACUGGAGCCCUUGGCGGUGCCUGUAUCGCAGGAGCUACCAGUCGUGUCAGACCGCCGUCGCAGCCAGGACUCGGGCAGCCCCCUGAAGGGAAGGCUGCGGAGAGCCCUCACGCGUCGCCACGCGAAAACGGCCAGCCCGAGCUCGGGCCCGAGCCCGAGUCCGGCGAGCCGCUCAGGGACGGAUGAGACCCAGCCAGAGGUUGACCCCGCCUCAUCACAUCUCGAGCGUGACACGGAGAUCGAGGAGAUCGAAGGCCGACCCGUGAGCAAGUCCGAGCGUGAGAAGUGGGAUGCUGCCUUUGCCAAGCACCAGCAGGACGGGGAGCUCCACGUCGAUGAUGUGAAAGCCGCCCUGGUGAUGUGUGGCUUUGAUGUGCGUGACGCGCUGCUGAGCCGAGUGCUUGAGCAGCUCACCCGCUGGAACACCUUGGACCGGGAUGAGUUCUCGCUCCUGGUGUGCCGAUUCGAGGUGGGUUUGCGCGAGGCCUACGAGUCAGAGUUCAAUCAGCUGGACACCUGUGGCGCCGGCACCAUGGACGUAAAGCAGCUGGAGCUACUGCUGCGGCAUGUGGGCCAGACGGUGCGGCGCGCCACCUUGGAGGACUUGGUGAAGGAGGUGGACGACUCUGGCAGGGUGGGCGUCAGCGGUUUUCAGAAGAUCCAGCACCUCAUCCGCAAGCGGGAAGGCUUCACCACCGCGGAGCUCGAGAGCUUUGCUCAGGUCUUCCGGCGCUUUGACCGCGACGACUCAGAGACCAUGUCCUGCAGCGAGUUUGCCAGCGCGCUCACCUGGCUGGGCUUCCCUUGCGGGCCCGAGAAGGUCAAGGAGUUCCACCAAACCAGCGCCAGUGACGGCCAGCUCAGUGAGGGUGACUUCGUGCGGUGCCUGCGCCGGGUCUUCGAUGACGAGCUGCAGCAAGUGGAGAGCUUCUUGAAGAAGACGGGCCAGCGAUGCACAGGUGACCAGCUGAAAAGCUUCGUCCACGGGCUGGGCUAUUCUUCCUCUCCCCAGGCAAUUCUGGACGCGCUGUCCGAGACAAACUGGAGCAUGGAGGAUGACCUUUGCCACAACAACCACUCGGCCUCCUUGCGUGGGCUUCGCCUUCGCCUCAGCGUUGACGACGUGUGCAAGCUGCUGAGCGCCCUUCGAGCCUGCGACGGCUUCACUCAAAGCGAGCUGCAGGACUUGAAGGAAGCCUUCAAGCGCAACAACCCAGAACGCAAGGAGCGGAUCUCAGCGCCGUACGCCAGCCGUGCGCUGCGGUGGUUGGGCCACGGGCUGCCACUGCAAGAGCUGCUGCAAAUCUCCGCCGAGGUAGAUGUCGAUGGCGGCCACUGGCUGGACUUUUCCAUGUUCAUCAAGCUGGCGCGGAAGUGUAACGAGCGAGAUCAGGUGAACGCGGUGGCGGCGUUCAAAGCCGCCGACACGGAAGAAGAGGGAGUGCUGACAGCGGACCAGCAGAAAGUAGCUUUGCUGGAGCUGGGCUGCCUCGAGGGCGGCCGCCUGCCGCUGCGCAGCGCUAGCGAGAUGGAUGGCGCCAACCUGCGGGUCUUCCUGGGAGUCGUGGAGCGCUUCAAGAAGUCUUGCCUGCCUACGUUCAGGAAGAACCAGGGCUUCAGCAGCGUGGAGCUGGAAGAGCUGCAGACUUUGUUCGAGACCUGGGACCGGGGGGACGGCUCCAUCUCCAAGGCGCAGCUCGUGAAACUCAUCGAAGCCUUGUUUCCCAGGCAGGCGCGGUGCCGGGAAUUCCGGCCCUUUCUAGUUCAGCUGCUGCAGGAACAGGAGAAUGCCUCGCUGACCUUCGAGGAGGUGUUAAAAAUUGCGCGGAAGAUCUUGAAUCAGGAGGAGGAAAGAGAGAUACUCGGCGGCAUACCGGCGAUGGGCCGUGGGAGGUUUGAGCGGGAGGUGGCUGCGAUCAAGCGCCUCCGCUUCUCCGUCCCAGAGGCAAAUCAGUUUCGGGACUUCUUCUUGGCGCAGGACAUGCAGAUGGACCGUUUGCAGGAGAUGUUCGACAGGGCAUCGCAACAGACUGACGGCUGUGAACAAACCGUGGGUUUCGUGGAGUUUUUGCAGGUCAUGCGUGACGUUGCGCGAGAAGGGUGGUUCUCUCAAAGCUGAGGGUGUAGACUUAUGAAUUGUGCUCACUGCAUGUUGCACGAUACGGCCAUAUCGAAUUCAAGUGGGCCCCGUGAUUUGAACCGAGCGAGGCAGGCUUGUGUCGGGCUCCUUGGCCCCCAGGGGCUCCGGACGCCCGCUUUUCGGCGCUGCCAGUGCUGGCUUUUUUUUGCCCACAAGUUUUGGACGUCGCUCAGGGCCCCCAAGGGGCCCCUCGUGCUUGCUGCCGCCGUGUCCAGCACAUAUUUUGAAGCUGCGACGGUGGUUUUUCGCGGCAAUUGGAACCCGGCUGCCCAGCACAUCCUCCCGUCCCGC